GCGCAGUGGUUCUCCAUGCGGGAAUUUUGGGAGCAGAUGCAACUCACAGUCAAGAUAGGAGGGAUGGUGGCGAUUUGGACUUGUGCGUCGCUUUAUUCUCAUCCUACUACGCCCAAUGCGAGAGCCGUUGAGAAGGCGCUCUCUCACCUUGAAGAUGUGGUGCUCGCGCCGGUUGAACUCCCCUCGAAUCGGCUUUCGACGUCCUUGUAUGAUACUCUUCCUCUACCGUGGACGGUGAGUCCGCCGGUGGAAGGGUUCGCGAAAAGCCGAUUCACGCGCAUGGAGUGGAAUCGCGGGGGUGCGGUAAAGGAUGGAGGGGAUUUUCUGGUGCGGCAGUUGCAGAAUUUGGAGGAGUUGGGAAGGGGUCUUGGGUCGGCGAGUAUGGUGAAGCGAUGGCGACAGGCGAAUCCUGACCUUGCUGGGACUGAUGCGGAUUGUGUGACGGCUGCGAUAGACGAGGUUCGGAAGGCGUCGAAGGAC
Molecule: messenger RNA, 480 nt
Organism: Aspergillus brunneoviolaceus CBS 621.78
Lineage: Eukaryota; Fungi; Ascomycota; Eurotiomycetes; Eurotiales; Aspergillaceae
Exons: 2
Source: RefSeq, a predicted model, not a curated record